AUGGUUAUUGAAGAAAUUGAAAAUUUAAUUGAAGAGAUUGUUAAAAAUCAUGGUAUGGGAAUAUCUUAUUUUGGUGAUAUUUUAACAACAUCCCAAAUAAAUGAAGAGAAAUUAGUGAUUAAAUACCAAACAACUGAGGGAUCUGAUAUGUGUAAUGAAUUUAAAAAUGUUAUAAAAGAAAUUGUUGACGAUCAUUAUGCCAUAAAAAGUGGAAACGUUAUUUGUUAA
Messenger RNA from Strongyloides ratti, 228 nucleotides. RefSeq lists its product as hypothetical. Bases 1 to 228 code for a protein of 75 amino acids. The record is from RefSeq and is a predicted model, not a curated record. The transcript has a single exon. NCBI's taxonomy places the organism in Eukaryota, Metazoa, Nematoda, Chromadorea, Rhabditida, Strongyloididae.